AAUUCUUAAAAGCAAACAUUGUGCCAUAGAAAAAAUAUCCAUCAGAAACCGCUCGACAAGCACAGAGUACCAGACAGCAACACAAAUCUUCCACCAAUCUCACUACGAAUUCGAUUCCGGAAUAUAGCAAUCAGACAUGCAAGAAAAUCGUCCAGAGCUCUACGAGGAGGUGAAGCUUUACCGACAGGCUAGAGAACGCGAAAAGUAUGACAAUAUGGCCGAUCUGUUCGCGCUCAUCUCAACGCUACAGAACCUGGAGAAAGCGUACAUCCGGGAUUGUAUCACGCCCCAGGAAUACACAGCGGCCUGCUCUAAACUGUUGGUACAGUAUAAGGUAGCGUUCAAGAUCGUCCAGGGAGACGAGUUUCCAACGAUCGACUCGUUCGUGAAACAAUUUCGACUUGACUGUCCAGCCGCCCUGGAACGGAUCCGCGAGGACCGCCCGAUCACCAUACGUGACGAUAAGGGAAAUACCAGCAAGUGCAUCGCGGACAUCGUGUCGAUGUUUAUUACGCUCAUGGACAAGCUGCGGCUCGAGAUACGCGCCAUGGAUGAUCUGCACCCCGAGUUGCGCGAUCUACUGGACACGAUGAACAGAUUAUCGUUGAUUCCGGACAGUUUCGAAGGCAAAGAAAAGGUGUCCACCUGGUUGGCUACGCUCAACUCCAUGCAGGCGUCGGACGAUCUAACCGAGGCGCAGGUCCGGCAGUUACUGUUCGAUCUGGAAUCAUCGUACGCAGCAUUUAAUAAUCUCCUGCACACCACGUAAACUGUGACGGUGCAGUGUAACUCAGCACGUAAAGGCUUCCUGUGCGGUUUCGCAGGUAGUUGUACAUAAAUGAAUAGGUUGCGAAUGUGCAUAUUAAAGGGUAUUCGGCAUAUAGUUAGAUUCUACAGAGUGAGAUUUGAAAAGGAUUUGAAAGAUGUAGCAGGGAAACAAGCAAAGCAGGGAAUGGAACUGAUUAACGGGUGAACCGUUAGGAGUAUGUUGAGCGAUAUGGCUAUUUUUAAUCAAAUAUGUAUGAAAUAUACGCAUUGUUUAUCCAUA
Anopheles cruzii is the source of this 1048-nucleotide messenger RNA. It is a transcript of the gene Vps28, whose product is annotated as vacuolar protein sorting-associated protein 28 homolog. The transcript has 2 exons. Gene Ontology annotation, molecular function: protein-containing complex binding. Lineage: Eukaryota; Metazoa; Arthropoda; Insecta; Diptera; Culicidae. Gene Ontology annotation, cellular component: ESCRT I complex. The record is from RefSeq and is a predicted model, not a curated record. Gene Ontology annotation, biological process: protein transport to vacuole involved in ubiquitin-dependent protein catabolic process via the multivesicular body sorting pathway. The coding region runs from base 137 to 769 and encodes 210 amino acids.